Molecule: messenger RNA, 1443 nt
Organism: Fraxinus pennsylvanica
Lineage: Eukaryota; Viridiplantae; Streptophyta; Magnoliopsida; Lamiales; Oleaceae
Source: the annotation of a GenBank genome assembly
AUGGAAUCGGAAGAGCCACUGCUUGAAGAAAGCAGGGAAUGUAAAAGGGUAUUGACUACAUGGGGGGAGUUUGCAAGAGAGCUGAAUCGGGUGAAUAACAUAGCAUUUCCGAUGAUAGUGGUGACGCUUUCUGAGUACAUGUUGCGCGUUGUAGCGUUGAUGAUGUUGGGACAUCUUGGGGAACUUGAACUAUCCAGCGCUUCAAUUGCUACGUCUUUCACAAAUGUUACUGGAUUCAGUGUCAUAUUUGGCAUGGCUUGUGCUUUGGAGACUCUAUGUGGGCAGGCAUACGGAGCAGAGCAAUAUCUCAGAGUUGGAACUUUUACUUAUGGUUCUAUAAUAUGUCUCUUACUGGUGUGUGUACCAAUAUCUGUAUUAUGGAUAUAUACAGACAAGCUAUUAAUAUUGAUUGGCCAAGACCCUUUAAUCUCAGUCGAAGCUGGCAAAUUCUCAAUGUGGCUCAUCCCUUCACUGUUCUCUUAUGCUAUUCUUCAGUCUCUAGUUCGCUAUUUGCAGACUCAGAGUUUGAUUCUUCCAAUGUUAUGGAGUUCACUAGCAUCUCUAUGCUUCCAUUUACCUCUUUGCUGGGCUCUAACAUUGAAGUUAAAGCUAGGAAAUGCUGGAGCAUCCCUUUCUAUUUGUUUAUCGUAUGUGUUGAAUGUGAUUUUGCUUGGUCUUUAUGUGAAGUAUUCUUCAACGUGUAAGAAAACCCAUGCUUCUUUCUCAAAGGAUGUUUUCUUGACUAUGAGGGAAUUCUUCCAAUAUGCAAUCCCUUCUGCUGUGAUGGUUUGUUUGGAGUGGUGGUCAUUUGAGGUAGUGAUACUGCUUGGUGGACUGUUGCCAAAUCCAGAGCUGGAGACAUCUGUGCUAUCCAUAUGCUUGACAAUUACUUCCUUGCACUAUCUGGUGCAAUAUUCUUUUGGUGCUGCUGCAAGUACUCGUGUAUCGAAUGAACUUGGAGCUGGGAAACCACAGGCAGCUCGAGUUGCUGUCAUUGCUGUGCUGGUUCUGUCGGUCUCAGAGUUCAUUAUAGCAAGCAUUGUUAUAUUCUUUUGCCGUUAUAUAUUGGGAUAUGCAUUUAGCAAUGAAAUGGAUGUCGUGGAUUACGUCAAAGACAUGACUCCUUUUUUUUGCCUCUCCAUCAUCAUGGAUAGCCUACAAGCAGUUCUUUCUGGAGUAGCUAGAGGUUGCGGGUGGCAGCAUAUCGGGGCUUAUGUCAAUCUUGGAUCAUAUUACAUUGUUGGAAUUCCUGUGGCGUUACUCCUAGGAUUUGUUUUUCACUUUAAAGGGGAGGGUCUUUGGAGUGGACUGGUAGCUGGUGCAGCAGUGCAAUCUCUCUUGCUUGCCCUUAUAACGUGUCUCACAAAUUGGGAAAAACAGGCAAUGGAAGCGAGGGGGAGAAUGUUUGACGGAAAAAUUCCAACUCAUAACGAACUCAUAUGA